Oncorhynchus masou masou (cherry salmon) is the source of this 941-nucleotide messenger RNA. Its product is annotated as adhesion G protein-coupled receptor E2-like. Lineage: Eukaryota; Metazoa; Chordata; Actinopteri; Salmoniformes; Salmonidae. Gene Ontology annotation, molecular function: calcium ion binding. The record is from RefSeq and is a predicted model, not a curated record. Bases 295 to 909 code for a protein of 204 amino acids. The transcript is spliced from 5 exons.
GAGAAAGAGAAAGAGGGAGCGGACAGAGGAGAGCAAAACAGUUGUUUUUCUAAGCCCAGGGCUCACACAGAGACGUGUCUCACGAAAAGAGAGGGAAGAUUGUUUUUUGUUUUCUUCUGUCAAUUUUCUCACACUGGAUCAUACGGAAUAAAAACCUUGUGAAACUGGGAUUUUCUUCAAUCUGAACUCAACUGUAAAACAGAUUUAACCUCAGACUGAUUCUUCUUGUGGGACUCGUUCUAUUUGGAUCCUACUAGUUGUCUGGUGUGGAUAUAAUACCAGUCUGUCUCUGAGAUGGGGUCCAGAACCCUUCUACUGGUUCUGGGUCUUCAUUUCACUCUACUGGGGAACAUAGAGGCCAGAGUUUGCGGCCUGGGCUUCACAGCCAAGGGUCAACAAUGUGAUGAUACAGAUGAGUGUAAAGAGUGGGACAAUACCUCACCCUGUGGAAGUAAUGCCGCGUGUUUCAACACAUGGGGAAGCUUCUACUGUCACUGUCUACCUGGGUUCAGAUCCACAACGACUUUCAAGUUUACUCCUUUCGCUGGGGAGUGUAAGGACCUCAAUGAGUGCCUGGAGAACCCACCGGUUUGUGGCAGCAACACCAUUUGCCUCAACACCAUCGGGAGCUUCAACUGCCAAUGUCAACCUGGGUUCAGAGUUACUGACACUGGACACUGUGCAGACAUAGAUGAGUGUAAUGAGAUCGCUGGUAUCUGUGGAGUGGGCGGGGACUGCCAGAACCAGAUAGGAAGCUACAGUUGCCUCUGUCACCCUGGAUACAGUAACUACGACAACAAACAGGCUCAGUGCUCAGUACUGACCUGUGACCAGUUCAAAGCGAAUGAGACUCCUGGACAGGUGAGUUUUACAGUACCUGGACCUGAAGUGUCCUUAUACAGCAGCUGAACCGCUAGACAUAGAAUCUCCAUUAUGGCAUC